UUACCUAAUGUCUCAAACAGUCGCACCGCCCCCACCCCCCCACCCCCGUUCUUGGCCAUCAAUGUGCAGUUAGUCUGUUCGAGUGGACAGAGAUGGAGAGCAUGACGGCACCGUUUUGCUCAGUGAUAGAGGCCUUCAGUGAUUUUGCGCAAACUGUCACACUUCAGCAUGUAAGUGAAGAAAAUCAAUUUUUUCUGGUCCUACUGGGCCAAAAGAACUACUUUUUCAUAUUGUUGCAUGCACUGGAUUCUACGGCUGGGUUUUGAUGCAAAGCAGCAAUUUGGAAACUUGAUGACCUUAUCUUCAGUCUGCUGCAGAAAUGCCUGGAAGCCAGUACGUGAUGACAAACACCAAGCGCCACCAGAGCCUUAACAGCCUGACGGACAGCUCUAGCACGGGCCUAGAAGACGAGGAGGCCGGAGCCCCGCCGCGCCUCACCCCCCUGCAGAUGCUCACCGACAACAUGUGCAAGGACGACACGACCAUCAAGGACCAGAUGACUGGCCGCAGGGUGGGCUUCUACCAGGUCCGCGGGGAGAUCGGCUAUGGGACCUUCUCCCGAGUCAAACUGGCUUACCACACUCUGACUAAAGACAAGGUGGCGCUGAAGAUCCUGGAUAAGAAGCGGCUGGACAGUCAGUCCCAGCGUCUGCUCUCCAAGGAGAUCAGCAGCAUGGAGUGCUUGCAGCACCCCAACGUGGUGUGUCUGUACGAGGUGGUGGAGACGCCGAGGCGCCUUUACCUGGUGCUGGAGUACGCAGGAGGAGGAGACCUCUGCAACCAGAUAUUCACCAUGGGAAAGCUGUCCGACAACACCAGCAAGGUCACCUUCGCCCAGAUCCUUUCUGCCAUCAAAUAUUUGCACAACAACAACAUCAUUCACCGUGACCUGAAGGCCGAGAACGUUCUGAUUAGCAGCAGCGGCUGCGUGAAGGUGGCCGACUUUGGAUUCAGCACGCGGCUUUCGAACCGCAACGACACCCUCGACACUUUCUGUGGCUCGCCGCCCUACGCCGCCCCAGAGCUCUUCAGGGAUGAGUGCUACCUGGGGCCCCCGGUGGACGUGUGGGCCAUGGGGGUGCUGCUUUUCUUCAUGGUGACCGGAACUAUGCCGUUCCGCGCCGAGACCAUGGGGAAGCUGCGGCGCUGCAUCCUGGAUUGCGCCUACACCGUCCCUCCCUGGGUACCCGGCCCCUGCCAGAGGCUCAUCAAGGGAAUCUUGAAGGUGGUCCCCGCUGAGCGCUACGCCAUCGACCAGAUGCUGGGCUGCGAUUGGCUCCUACCUGUGGAGUUCCCCUGGUCAUUGGUGGCGCCUGAACCGGCGAGCCCUCAGCAGAGCCUGCUGGACUCGGAGCGCGAGGACCUGGAGGAGGAGGUUCGGAGCUCGCUGGAAGAGCUUGGCUUCAGCACGGUGCACGGGUGGAACAAUCUGCCCAAAGAAAGCCGCAGCCCCGUAACCGGCGUUUAUCGGAUCCUGCUACGCCGAGCCCAGAGAAGGAGGGGCUGCGACAGUCCCCCCAUAGUCCGGGGGAUGGUGAGGGACCCCAGGAGGGAGGGGCUCCGGGCCUACAGGGGCCUCAGACACACCUCCAAGUUUUGUGUGCUUUCAUGAAAGAGUGGUAGAGACACUUCAGCACAGUUUUUCUACACACUUUUUUAAAACAAUGACAUAAAUGGCAAUAGAGAUUUUUAAUUUUACUUUUUUUUUUUUUUUUUGUCAGGCCGUUGUAGUUUUUUGCUGAAACUAUUAUUUUUUACACGUUUGUAGCAUUUGAUCAUGUGUUUCACUUCCUUCAUACAGCUUUUCGGGAUACCUAAAGGCCGUUUUAUGGUUGCGGACUUGUGCGCUGGUGGUGCGUCGAGCUGGUGUGUGUGUGUGUGUGUGUGUGGUGUGUUUGUGUGUGUGUGGUGUGUGUGUGUGUGUGUGUGUGUGUGUGUGUGUGGGGAGUGGGUGAAAGAGCGAGGGGAAGUAGAGAGUGAUUAGCUUUGAAGCGAGUAGCGGCUCUAGAGUCAUAGUGACAGAAACAAAGUGUCCUCCCUGUGUUUUCUGACCAAGGUGAGCCAUCUUUAGCAGGAAACGUUAACCCUCUUCUUGAUUUCAUGUUGUUCAUGGAGAAGGAGAACCAGGAAAUGAGUCGGGGGGGUGCAACGCUACCGAGCCACGGCCGAGCCACGUGCGUCGCUGUGACUGGCAGUUACAUUUUUUGAGAGGCGCACGUCAGGUACGCCUUCGAUUUUACGCACAACCAUAAAACGGCCUUUAGGUAUACAGGUAUGUAUUGAAUGUUAAAGUGCCUGAUGAAAUUAAACAAAAAAAAAAAGUUG
Etheostoma spectabile (orangethroat darter) is the source of this 2325-nucleotide messenger RNA. RefSeq names its product NIM1 serine/threonine protein kinase (gene nim1kb). The transcript is spliced from 4 exons. Lineage: Eukaryota; Metazoa; Chordata; Actinopteri; Perciformes; Percidae. Gene Ontology annotation, biological process: protein phosphorylation; microtubule cytoskeleton organization; intracellular signal transduction. Gene Ontology annotation, cellular component: cytoplasm. The record is from RefSeq and is a predicted model, not a curated record. The coding region runs from base 320 to 1612 and encodes 430 amino acids. Gene Ontology annotation, molecular function: tau-protein kinase activity; ATP binding.